Xenopus tropicalis (tropical clawed frog) is the source of this 906-nucleotide messenger RNA. It is a transcript of the gene gp1bb, whose product is annotated as glycoprotein Ib platelet subunit beta. The transcript has 2 exons. Lineage: Eukaryota; Metazoa; Chordata; Amphibia; Anura; Pipidae. The coding region runs from base 138 to 764 and encodes 208 amino acids. Gene Ontology annotation, cellular component: membrane. The record is from RefSeq and is a predicted model, not a curated record.
AAUUUCCAUCUUAUCUGCUAAGGACACACUCUGCUCUUAUCAUUCAAACGUACUUUAACAAUACAAGUCAAUACAAGCAGAGGGACAUUCUCUGCCAGAGUGACUAGUGGGACUGGCAAGUCUGCAUCAUACAAGGAAUGAAUAUGGAACGUUGGCCUGUCCUGCUAACAUUGCUGCUCUCUGUGUUCCCGGGGACUUCCAGUUGUCCUUCUUCAUGUCGCUGUGGAUCUGGAAUUGUAGAUUGUAGCCAAAGGGGUCUCAGCACAAAGUCAUUGCCUGCUUCCUUCCCUUCAUUCACAGAAGUGGUUCACCUGAACCAGAACAACUUAGCAUAUAUCCCUAAUGGACUCCUGGACCGCCUUCCACAACUCAGACAGGUUAACUUGCAGCAGAACCCGUGGCACUGUGACUGUGACAUUCUUUAUCUGCGUGGCUGGCUGCAAGGGCAGCAGAACAAACCUCUAUACCGUGAUAUCACCUGUGCAUCCCCAGAGCCACUCAAGGGAAGGGUCAUCAUGUACUUGACAGAGGAAGAGCUUGUAACCACCUGUCAGUACUGGUACUGCAAUCUGGCACUGGUCUCCCAAAUCUGCCUAUUUCUUCUAAUUACCAUACAGGGCAUACUGCUCAUUUUUAUAAUUCUCUCCCUCCGCCGCUUCCAGACCAUUGCCAGGGAAGCACGGCGUACUGCCAAGGAACUGCAAUACAAUUCAGAAUCCUAUGUGUAUGAUAAUGUGCCACUGCAUAACUAUGAGAGGACAUAAUGUGAUACUGUAUGACUUGUAUAACCACACACAGAUAUAUAUACUGUAUACAGACUUUUCAUAGGUGUGAUAAUCAAGAAAUAUAAUAUAAAAUACAGUUUUAAGUGCUAGGAACACCAGGAAAUAAAAUGACCCCCAUAUA